AACCUCCCCUCGCCCCCAGCUCUGCCCGCGGGCAGGGGGAGCGCUGCCAGAGCUGGGACACGGCCCUAGCCCGGCCCCACGGCAGGGAGGAGCGCUGGCAGGGUCUGGGGGCGAUGUCCCGGCUCGGGAGCUGUGGGGCGGGGGUCAGAGCCCGUGCCCGGUGGGCCAGCUCGACGUCCCGGCUCAUCACCGUCUCUGACACGGCGCCUUUGUUCGGCGCGGUCCCUCCUCCCCGCCAUGUGCUGAGUUAGGGGUUUCAGUAAUGCUCCCCUGGGCUCUGUCUCUAUCUGGARGCUAUAAAAACCCAGCCGGAGGCUGCCGGACAUGUCACCUCCCUGGGCACCAGUGCCUCACCCCAGAGCCACCAUGACCCACCGCUGCAAGAAAUCCUCCGGUCUCUGGAAGAUCGUGGUGUGGGAUGAGCCUUUCUUCCAGGGCAAGAAGCACGAGUUCACCACCGACUGCUACAGCACCCCGGAGCACGGCUUCAGCACCGUCCGCUCCUGCAAGAUCGAGAGCGGGGCGUGGGCAGGCUUCGAGCACUGCGGCUUCCAGGGGCAGCAGUUCGUGCUGGAACGCGGCGAGUACCCGUGCUGGGAGGCGUGGAGCGGCAGCAACGCCUACCACGUGGAGAGGAUGUGYUCCUUCCGCCCCAUCGCCUGCGCCGACCACGGGCGGAGCAGGCUGAUGCUCUUCGAGCAGGAGAACUUCCAGGGCAAGCGGGCAGAGAUGAGCGAYGACUGCCCCUCGCUGCCCGCCCUGGGCUGGGGCAGCAGCACCGUGGGCUCCUUCCUCGUCCGCUCCGGAGCGUGGGUGUGCUCGCAGUACCCGGGGUACCGGGGCUUCCAGUACCUGCUGGAGAGCGACAGCCCCGCGGGCGAGUACAAGCACGUGCGGGAGUGGGGGUCCCACGCGCAGACGGGACAAGUCCAGUCCAUCCGCAGGGUCCAGCAGUGACYGCGGGGCCGGAGCCCCCGCGCCGCCGGACACACGCCCCGGGMGCSGUCU
Messenger RNA from Malurus melanocephalus (red-backed fairy wren), 1008 nucleotides. It is a transcript of the gene CRYBA4, whose product is annotated as crystallin beta A4. The coding region runs from base 325 to 957 and encodes 210 amino acids. Gene Ontology annotation, molecular function: structural constituent of eye lens. The record is from RefSeq and is a predicted model, not a curated record. NCBI's taxonomy places the organism in Eukaryota, Metazoa, Chordata, Aves, Passeriformes, Maluridae. The transcript has 6 exons. Gene Ontology annotation, biological process: visual perception; lens development in camera-type eye.